Molecule: messenger RNA, 549 nt
Organism: Nothoprocta perdicaria
Lineage: Eukaryota; Metazoa; Chordata; Aves; Tinamiformes; Tinamidae
Gene: HYLS1
Product: HYLS1, centriolar and ciliogenesis associated
Exons: 1
Biological process (GO): cilium assembly
Cellular component (GO): centriole; non-motile cilium
Source: RefSeq, a predicted model, not a curated record
GCCGCCAAGGCGCCGCUGAAGCGCAAGGUGCUCCGGCGCCGGCCCGACGGCGCGCUGGAGAUCUGGGACGAGUCGGCCCACAGCGAGCCCCAGCUCUGGAGCRUGCGGCGCCGCUGGAGCGACAGCGUCUCCGAGGGCGAAACGGAAUCCGAGGGCGCCAGCAGCUUCCUGGAGGAAUCGUCGGCGGAUGUGUACCCGCGCCGGCGCCUGCCGCGCUCGCCUCCCGCGCAGCCCAAAUCCUUCAUCCCGCCGCGCCUGGAGCAGCCGGGCCACGGCCCGCCCAAGACCGACCGCGUGGCCAAAUACUGGGAAUACCGUCGGGACUGGGCAGCCUUCGGYGUGCCGGGCGAGCAGGCGCACCGCGAGCUGCGCCGCGGCAUCCACGAGCAGCUGCUGGCGGCGGCGAGCGAGGCGCCGUGCCGGGCGCGCUGCCCGCGCGCCCCCAACGCCUACGUGGUGCCCACCGAGAAGAAGCGCGCGGCGCUGCGCUGGCACGUGCGCUGCCUGCUGGCCGGCGGCGUCCCGCCCCGCUGCAGCGCCUCCUCCUAG